AUGCCGCGCUGCUUCUCCUGGGCCGGCCACCGCCUACCGAUCCUCACCUGCGUCCCCUGCACCGGCGAUGCCGCCGGCCGCCCGUGCAGCCCGUCCAGCCCCUCCAGCCACGCCGCGGAGACCUCCAUGAGCCUCCGCCACCGCGGCGACGGCAGCGGCAGCGUGGCUGGCCGCGCCGCGCGCAAGUUCACGCUGGAGCAGCUGUCCGCGGCCACGGACGGCUUCUCCGCGUCCAACCUGCUCGGCCAGGGCGGCUUCGGCAGGGUGUACAGGUGCCACCUCCGCCUGGACGACGACGACGACGAGGCCGCCGCGCCGACGCCGGUGGCGGUGAAGCAGCUGUGCCGCGGCGGCGCGCAGGGGAGCCGCGAGUUCGUGGUGGAGUGCGCGAUGCUGAUGACGCUGCGGCACCCCAACCUGGUGGCCCUCGUCGGCUACUGCGCGCAGGCCCAGGAGCGGCUGCUCGUCUACGAGCUCCUCCCCCGCGGCAGCCUCGACGCCCACCUCUUCCGCCCUCUCCCCGCCCAAGGCAAUGGUGACCGGCCUGCGCUGGAGUGGAACACGCGGGUGAAGAUCGCGCACGGCGCGGCGAGGGCGCUGCGGUACCUACACGAGGCGGUGUCGCCGCCGGUGAUCUACCGCGACCUGAAGCCGUCCAACAUCCUCCUGGCCGACGACUUCACCGCCAAGCUGUCCGACCUGGGGCUGGCCCGGAUGGGGCCCUCCGGCGACGACACCCACGUGUCCACGCGCGUGAUGGGCACCUUGGGCUACUGCGCGCCCGACUACGCGCUCACCGGCCGCCUCACCGUCAAGUCCGACGUCUACAGCUUCGGCGUGGUGCUCCUGGAGCUCAUCACCGGCCGCAGGGCCUUCGACCCCGACGCCGGCGACGAGAGGCGCCUCCUGGACUGGGCCAGGCCCUACCUCGGCGACGUGCGCAAGAUGUACGGCCGGCUGGCCGACCCGGCGCUGCGCGGCCGCUUCCCUCGCCGGGCGCUCUACCAGCUCGCCGUCGUCGCCUCGCUCUGCCUCCACGACAGGCCCAACCUCCGGCCGACCAUGUCGGACGUCACCCGGGCCAUCGACCACGUGGCCUCGCAGCCCUGGCAAACCCAUCAUCGUGCCAAAUCGUGCCAAAUAUGAAAUUCAAUCUUCUUGUUGUAGAAGUAUAUACCAUGAUAAUAUGAAGGUAUGUUUAUGCGAAAUCAUAUGA
Messenger RNA from Triticum dicoccoides, 1216 nucleotides. RefSeq names its product probable serine/threonine-protein kinase PBL7. Gene Ontology annotation, molecular function: protein kinase activity; ATP binding. Bases 1 to 1146 code for a protein of 381 amino acids. The record is from RefSeq and is a predicted model, not a curated record. Gene Ontology annotation, biological process: protein phosphorylation. Lineage: Eukaryota; Viridiplantae; Streptophyta; Magnoliopsida; Poales; Poaceae. The transcript has a single exon.